AUGACUUCUUUAGAGUCGGCAUACGACAAUAAGUCGUAUGCCGACUCUAAAGAAGUAGUGAAGUCUCUUAAAGUUGUUAAUGAUUGCGCCGAAAGAGGGGUGAAGUUAGUACAAGACUUUAACGCUGUCUUAACAAAAGAUGAAGAGCAGCAAAAGUCAUCAAGCGAAAAAGCACUGGCACCUAUAGUAGCUUCAACUUCAAACCAAAAUGAAGUUGAAAUUGAAAUCGAAAGCGGUGGAGAAAUAGAAUAUGCGGAUAGUGUUAGUGUUAAUGAAUAUAGAAAUUCUGGAAAUGAUGAUACUGCUAAAGAACCAGAAAAUGUUGAUGAAGUGGAAUUUAUCUCCAAUUUAAGUGAAGUUGUUGUACAGAACGUCGAUGAUAUAGGUCAAAAUGAAAACAAUGAAGAUCAAAGUGGUGAAGACCCCAAAACCAAUAAAGAUUUGCCUCUUAAUUUUAAUGAUCCGGCAAAAUGGCCUAUAAUAAUGAAAAUAAUUCAAUCUAAAACUCAACAUUGGCGACAAGUUCUUGCAAGAAUAAUAACGUUAAUUAGAACUCUUGCUGGACAAAAUCUAGCAUUAAGAGGAACAUGUGAAAAGCUUUUCGAACCGAAUAACGGAAAUUUUCUUAAAUUUAUUAAAUUCUUAGGAAAUUAUGAUCCUAUUAUGAGUAAACAUAUUCAACGAAUAACAACAAGUGAAAUUCACACCACCUAUCUCGGAAAAACUAUUCAAAAUGAAAUCGUUGAAUUGCUUGCUAAUAAAAUCAAAAAUGACAUCUUAGCAAAACUAGAGCGAGCAAAGUACUACUCACUUAUUUUAGACUGUACCCCCGAUAUAAGCCACAUGGAGCAGAUGACAGAUGUUUUUAGGUUUGUCAGUGCAACUGAAUCAUCUUCGGAAAAACCAGCUGAAGUCGUAGUUUCUGAACACUUCGUAACUUUUCUUGAAUUACAAGACACAACGGGAGCAAAUAUGACAAAAGUUGUUAUCGAUAAGUUGCAGGAAUUAGGCGUAAAUCUUGAUGACAUGAGGGGACAAGGGUACGAUAAUGGAGCCAACAUGCGCGGAAAAUAUAAUGGUGUGCAAGCCAGAAUUCGUCAACUAAAUCCUCGAGCUUUUUUUGUUCCUUGUAGUGCCCACUCGCUCAACUUGGUAUUGAACGAUGCAGCUAAUUGUUGUAUGGAGGCUGUCGCAUUCUUUGAUUUAAUUCAAGGCAUUUACAACUUUUUCUCAGCAUCAACUCACCGUUGGAGUAUAUUAUUAAACCACCUAAGCGAUCUGACUAUAAAACCGUUAAGUGCCACUCGUUGGGAAAGCAGGGUCGGUGCCGUACGGGCACUUCGAUUUCAGAUUAGUGGAGUUUACGAUGCACUAAUUGAAAUCGCAGAAGACAAUACAUUAACUACUGCACCACAAGUCAAGAGUCGCGCAGAGGCUAAGGGAAUAGCCAGAAAUAUUUCAAAUUUCAAAUUUGUUUGCUCCUUGGUAUUAUGGUAUGACAUUUUAUUCCAAAUUAAUAUUGUCAGAUUUGAUGUGGAUGAUCCCGUACGCGUACGCAGAAAGAGUAGACAAUUCCUAUACGAAGGUCGUGAUGAACCAAUAGUAUCACCAGAACAAAACUUCAGAGUAUCUUUUUUCAAUCGAAUAUUGGACAUCGCAAUUCAAGCAAUAAAUGAAAGAUUUACGCAAUUAUCGGAAUAUAACGAGUUAUUUGGGUUUCUUUACAAUAUCGGCAGCAAACCCUUAACGGAUGAUGAGUUAUUGAAACACUGUAAGGACUUGCAUUUAGCGCUUAUGUCUGAUGGCCAAUCUGAUAUCAACGGGGUCGAACUUUGGUAUGAAAUUAAAGCUAUUGGGAGACAAUUUGAUACUUCCAAUAGCGAUCCAAAAAGUGUAUUAAAAUGUAUUUACACAUCUAAUGUUGUCGAAGUAUUCCCAAACCUUUCGAUAGCUCUUCGCAUACUACUAACGUUACCAGUCACAGUUGCUAGUGCUGAAAGAAGCUUUUCAAAGCUGAAAAUAAUAAAAUCCUAUUUGAGAUCACAAAUGUGUCAAGAUCGUUUAGUUGGUCUAGCUACGAUUUCCAUCGAGAAAGAAAUUGCUGAUCAUUUGGAAAUAGAAGAUUUGGUUAAAGAUUUCGCAGAAUUAAAAGCUAGGAAAAUUCACUUUUAA
This is a messenger RNA of Hydra vulgaris (swiftwater hydra), 2172 nucleotides long. RefSeq names its product zinc finger MYM-type protein 1-like. The record is from RefSeq and is a predicted model, not a curated record. Gene Ontology annotation, molecular function: protein dimerization activity. NCBI's taxonomy places the organism in Eukaryota, Metazoa, Cnidaria, Hydrozoa, Anthoathecata, Hydridae.